AUGAUUGUUAGCUCUCUCUGCAAUGCAGGCGCUAGGUUCUCGGGGGAAGAAGGGAUAGAUGUAAGAAACAUGACAGAACACAAAAGAAGCCCCUGCUCUGUUGAUCAAAGCAGUUUUACUUCUCUUGCAUCCAAACGACAUAAGACUGAUUUAUCCAUCUCCACAAAGGAGAGGAAAGAGAAGCUUGGUGAACGGAUUGUAGCUUUGCAACAGCUUGUUUCGCCAUAUGGAAAGACAGACACAGCUUCAGUUCUGCUGGAGGCAAUGGAUUAUAUACGCUUCCUUCAUGAACAAGUUAAGGUGUUGAGCGCUCCAUACCUUGAAAGCACACCAACAGCUAAGAUGCAGGAAUUAGAGCCAUACAGCUUGAGAAGCAGAGGUCUGUGCCUUGUUCCUGUCUCUUGUACUGCCGGAGUUGCUCAAAGUAAUGGUGCAGAUAUCUGGGCCCCCAUUAAGAAUACUUCCCCCAAGUUUGAGAACGCUAUCUCACAAUUCCAUUGA
Prunus armeniaca (apricot) is the source of this 501-nucleotide messenger RNA. NCBI's taxonomy places the organism in Eukaryota, Viridiplantae, Streptophyta, Magnoliopsida, Rosales, Rosaceae. The record is from the annotation of a GenBank genome assembly.